AUGGUUGCGCCCACAGAUACCCAGCCGCCGCCGGUGACUUGCGUGCUCUUGGAUUUCCCGGCGUCGCAUGUACUCCUGGUGACCAUCAACCGUCCGGCUCAGAUGAACUCGCUCUCCUUCCAGGCGGCGUGGGAAAUGGAGCGUGUCUGGGAGUGGAUGGACGAGGAGCCGCAGUUGCGAGUUGGUAUCGUCACUGGUGCCGGCAAGAAGGCGUUCUGUGCUGGAAUGGACAUCAAAGAUCGUCUAGAAAUAGAGAAACUUGACGAACUCGCCCUCGCCAAAGCAGUCAGCUACCCACCCGCUGGAUUCGCAGGACUCACCCGACGCAAUGGCAAGAAACCGAUAAUCGCAGCCUGCAACGGCCACGCGCACGGAGGAGGGUUCGAAAUCAUACUUAACAGCGAUCUCGUCAUUGCAGCAGAACACGCAGACUUCAGACUCCCCGAUUCCGAACGAGGGACAGGAGCUCUAUGCGGCGGCCUUCCUCGACUCGCUCGAAUCCUCACCCUACAGAGGGCCAUGCUCAUGGCGUUGAUGACAUACACACUACCGGCAAAGGAGGCUAUGGAAUGGGGAUUGGUUCAGAAGAUCGUGCCGGCAGACGAUCUGAUCAAGGAGGCUGUGAAGAUGGCCACCAUAAUAGCCAGGAUGAGCCCUGAUAGCAUUAUCGUCAACCGUGCCGGAGUGAGAGAGGGAUGGGAGCAGGGGAGCGUGGAACAUGCCUCGACGCUGAUAUGGGACAACUAUGCGAAGAAGCUGAUGUUGGGAGAGAAUGCGAUCGAGGGCAUGCAGGCGUUCAAAGAGAAACGGCGUCCAGUUUGGAAGCCAUCUAAGCUGUAG
This is a messenger RNA of Arthroderma uncinatum, 840 nucleotides long. Its product is annotated as acyl-CoA dehydrogenase. Gene Ontology annotation, cellular component: mitochondrion. Bases 1 to 840 code for a protein of 279 amino acids. Gene Ontology annotation, molecular function: enoyl-CoA hydratase activity. Lineage: Eukaryota; Fungi; Ascomycota; Eurotiomycetes; Onygenales; Arthrodermataceae. The transcript has 3 exons. The record is from RefSeq and is a predicted model, not a curated record. Gene Ontology annotation, biological process: fatty acid beta-oxidation.